Molecule: messenger RNA, 1509 nt
Organism: Rotaria sp. Silwood1
Lineage: Eukaryota; Metazoa; Rotifera; Eurotatoria; Philodinida; Philodinidae
Source: the annotation of a GenBank genome assembly
AUGAAGAGACAAAAUAUCUAUUCUUUUAUUUUAUUAUUAAAUAUUGGUUUAAAUCUCAGUUGUAAUAUUGAAUUUGAUAAAGUUGAUAAAUUAAAUAUAUAUCGUGAUGUAUAUGAACGAAAUAUAUUUAAUAUAAGUGGUCAACUUAAAUAUUGUCCAUCAUCAAUAAUUGUACGAAAUAUUUCUCUAUUAAAUCCAUUACUUAAACGUUUAAGUAUUAUUAAUUUAACUUAUUUUAUUGAAACACAUCAUAUUAAUAUAACAGCAUUUGCCAGAUUAAUUGGUUUUGCACCAUUAACAAUUCAACUUUAUUUACAAAAUCAAACUGAUUAUAGAUCAAUUGAAUAUUCAAUAAAUAAUGGUACCUUUGAACAAAUAAAAUGUUCAAAAUCAUCAUUAAAUCAUAAUGAAAUUGUUGAAAAUUGUCAAAUGCUUAAAUAUGAAAAUGGAUAUUAUAUAUUAAGACAAACAAUAAAUAUAGCUGUAAAACGACAUCAAACAAUAAUUGAUUUCUUAUUUACAUCUGUUGUUAUGUUUCUUGUUACUACUGGAAUAUUAUGUAUUGGAUGUGGUUUAGAAAUUGAACAAUUAAUUAAAAAUAUUCGACAACCAUUACCUUUAAUUGUUGGUCUUAUAUGUCAAAUUAUUUAUUUACCAUUAUUAUCAUUUAUUAUUAAAAAAAUAUUUCAAUUAGAUAAUUCAACAAGUUUAGGUUUACUUUCAACAGCAUCAAGUCCUGGUGGUGGUUCAUCAAAUAUAUAUACAGCAUUACUUUCUGGUGAUGUUGAUUUAUCAGUAACAUUAACAUUUAUGUCAACAACAUUUGCAUUUGGUACAUUUCCAUUUUGGGUAUGGAUACUUGGAAAAAAUUAUAUAGAUUUUAAACAAGUUAAAUUUCCAUGGUGGAAUAUGUUUAUUUCAUUAAUAUCAUUAUGUAUUCCAGCAUUAACUGGACUUUUACUUCGACGUUAUCGACCAGUUUUAGCUCAUCGUAUUGGAAGAUUUCUUAAUCCUAUUGCUAUUGGUUAUCUGGUAUUUAUUCUUACAUUUGGAGUUUAUAUAAAUAUGUAUAUAUUUCAUAUAAUCGAUUUAAAAUCCAUAAUAGCUUGUUGUUUUUUACCAUGGUUUGGUUUUAUAGGUGGUUCAAUUGUAUCAUUAAUAUUAAUAAGAGAUAAAAAGAAAAUCAUAGCUAUUUGUAUUGAAACAGGUGUUCAAAAUACAGGUGUAGCUAUUGUUUUUCUUCGUUUAACAUUUCCACAACCUGAAUCUGAUGUUGCAUUAGCAAAUCCAAUACUUGUUUCAAUGGCUAUACCAAUACCAUUUCUUAUUUUAUUUAUUACAAGAUCAAUUAUGAAAAAAUUUCUUUUUUGUCGAAAAUUUUUACCACAAAACAAUGAAAAUAAUAUUGAAAAUGAAAAACCAGAAAAAAAUCUUAUUAAACAAUUAUUAAAUGAAACAAAUAAUGAAGAAAAACAACAACAAGAACAACAAAUUGGUCAGAUAAAUUAA